Messenger RNA from Paramecium octaurelia, 406 nucleotides. NCBI's taxonomy places the organism in Eukaryota, Ciliophora, Oligohymenophorea, Peniculida, Parameciidae. The record is from the annotation of a GenBank genome assembly.
UAUAUUAUUUUAAUCCAAAUGGCAGAGAAUGUAAAGAUAUUUUCUCAUUAUUUCAUAGUUCGAAUUGGCAGCAGAAGAAGUUAAAUCAUUCGUUGAUAAAUUGAAUGACCAAACAAAAUUGUAGAUCUAUGGAUUAUACAAGUAAGCAACAGUUGGUGACAUUGAUAUUGGUAAUUUCUCAACCUUAUAAAUCAUUUUAGGCAAACCAGGAAUUCUUGACUAAAAGGGAAGAGCAAAAUGGGAUGCUUGGAAUGCCAAUAAAGGAAAGUCUAAGGAAUAAGCCAAAGCUGAAUAUGUGUAAGUGGUCAAAGCCAACGCCCCUGCUGAUAUUGCAAAAAACUUAUGAGAGUAUGAGAAUGACAAUAUCAUAAUCAAAUUUUACAUAAUCAUCUAUUAUCUAGUUGAC